CAAAGAUAAAUUACAUGUAAAUGGACACUAUUUAACCCCCAAAAAAGGAGAAGAUGCUAUAAGAAGACACAAUGGACAAAAUUACAAUGGGACAUUCAUGUUUUCUCUUGGAAAUAACCUCCUUACAUCUCAAAAAAUAACUGACACGAAAGAGAAGCCUUAUAAGUGUUUGGAAUGUGGAAAAUGUUAUAAAACAAGCACGGAACUUAGUUCCCAUGAAAGGAUUCACUCUGGGGAGAAGUCCUACAAAUGCAGAGAGUGUGGUGACAAGUUCAGAAGAUGUAGUAAUCUUAUUUCCCAUAAAAGGAUCCACUCAGGAGAGAAACCAUAUAAAUGCAUGGAGUGUGGAAAGACCUUUGCUCAGAGCAGUGGACUCAGAAACCACAAAAUGAUCCACACAGGGGAAAAGCCAUUUAAAUGCAUGGAGUGUGGAAAGACCUUUACUCGAAGAAGUAGUCUUAUUUCCCAUAAGAUGAUCCACACAGGGGAAAAGCCAUUUAAAUGCAUGGAGUGUGGAAAGACCUUUGCUCAAAGAGGUAAUUUUAUUUACCAUAAGAUGAUCCACACAGGGGAGAAACCGUAUAAAUGCACUGAGUGUGGGAAAACUUUUACUCGUAACUAUAAACUUACUAUGCACAAAAAGAUCCACACAGGAGAGAAACCAUAUAAAUGCAUGGAAUGUGGAAAGACCUUUGCUCAGAGCAGGAGCCUCACUAUCCAUAAAAAGAUCCACACCGGAGAAAAGCCAUAUAAAUGCGUCGAGUGUGGAAAAACCUUUGCUCAGAACAGUAGACUCACCAUCCACAAAAGGAUCCACACAGGGGAGAAGCCGUACAAAUGCAGAGAGUGUGGUGACAAGUUCAGAAGAUGUAGUCAUCUUAUUUCCCAUAAAAGGAUCCACUCAGGAGAGAAACCAUAUAAAUGCAUUGAGUGUGGAAAGACCUUUGCUCAGAGCAGUGGACUUAGUUGCCACAAAAAGAUCCACACAGGAGAGAAACCAUAUAAAUGCAUGGAAUGUGGAAAGACCUUUGCUCAGAGCAGGAGCCUCACUAUCCAUAAAAAGAUCCACACUGGAGAAAAGCCGUAUAAAUGCAUCGAGUGUGGAAAGACCUUUGCUCUGAACAGUAGACUCACCAUCCACAAAAAGAUCCACACAGGGGAGAAGCCGUACAAAUGCAUGGAGUGUGGAAAGACCUUUGCUCAGAGCAGUGGACUCAGAAACCACAAAAUGAUCCACACAGGGGAAAAGCCAUUUAAAUGCAUGGAGUGUGGAAAGACAUUUGCUCAGAGAGGUAAACUUAUUUCCCAUAAGAUGAUCCACACAGGGGAGAAGCCAUAUAAAUGUACGGAGUGUGGAAAGACCUUUGUUCAACAAUGUAAUCUUAUUUCCCAUAAGAUGAUUCACACCGGGGAGAAACCAUAUAAAUGCACUGAGUGUGCGAAAACUUUUACUCGUAUCUAUGAACUUACUAUCCACAAAAAUAUCCACACAGGAGAGAAACCAUUUAAAUGCAUGGAGUGUGGAAAGAUCUUUGCUUAUAGAAGGAAUCUUAUUUCACAUAAGAGGAUCCACACAGGAGAGAAGCCAUUUAAAUGCAUGGAGUGUGGAAAGACCUUUGCUCUGAGCAGUGGACGUCGUUCCCACAAAAAGAUGCACACAGGAGAAAAACCAUACAAAUGCACAGAGUGUGGAAAGACAUUUGCUCAUAAAGGUAAUCUUAUUUCCCAUAAGAUGAUCCACACAGGAGAAAGGCCAUAUAAAUGCACGGAGUGUGGAAAGACCUUU
Messenger RNA from Notechis scutatus (mainland tiger snake), 1786 nucleotides. NCBI's taxonomy places the organism in Eukaryota, Metazoa, Chordata, Lepidosauria, Squamata, Elapidae. The record is from RefSeq and is a predicted model, not a curated record.